Symphalangus syndactylus (siamang) is the source of this 1862-nucleotide messenger RNA. It is a transcript of the gene ACTB, whose product is annotated as actin beta. The record is from RefSeq and is a predicted model, not a curated record. Lineage: Eukaryota; Metazoa; Chordata; Mammalia; Primates; Hylobatidae.
UGGCUCGAGCGGCCGCAGCGGCGCCCUAUAAAACCCGGCGGCGCGACGCGCCACCACCGCCGAGACCGCGUCCGCCCCGCGAGCACAGAGCCUCGCCUUUGCCGCUCCGCCGCCCGUUCACACCCGCCGCCAGCUCACCAUGGAUGAUGAUAUCGCCGCGCUCGUCGUCGACAACGGCUCCGGCAUGUGCAAGGCCGGCUUCGCGGGCGACGAUGCCCCCCGGGCCGUCUUCCCCUCCAUCGUGGGGCGCCCCAGGCACCAGGGCGUGAUGGUGGGCAUGGGUCAGAAGGAUUCCUAUGUGGGCGACGAGGCCCAGAGCAAGAGAGGCAUCCUCACCCUGAAGUACCCCAUCGAGCACGGCAUCGUCACCAACUGGGACGACAUGGAGAAGAUCUGGCACCACACCUUCUACAAUGAGCUGCGUGUGGCUCCCGAGGAGCACCCUGUGCUGCUGACCGAGGCCCCCCUGAACCCCAAGGCCAACCGCGAGAAGAUGACCCAGAUCAUGUUUGAGACCUUCAACACCCCAGCCAUGUACGUGGCUAUCCAGGCUGUGCUGUCCCUGUACGCCUCUGGCCGUACUACUGGCAUCGUGAUGGACUCCGGUGACGGGGUCACCCACACUGUGCCCAUCUAUGAGGGGUAUGCCCUCCCCCAUGCCAUCCUGCGUCUGGACCUGGCUGGCCGGGACCUGACUGACUACCUCAUGAAGAUCCUCACCGAGCGCGGCUACAGCUUCACCACCACGGCCGAGCGGGAAAUCGUGCGUGACAUUAAGGAGAAGCUGUGCUACGUCGCCCUGGACUUCGAGCAGGAGAUGGCCACGGCGGCUUCCAGCUCCUCCCUGGAGAAGAGCUACGAGCUGCCCGACGGCCAGGUCAUCACCAUUGGCAACGAGCGGUUCCGCUGUCCCGAGGCGCUCUUCCAGCCUUCCUUCCUGGGCAUGGAGUCCUGUGGCAUCCACGAAACUACCUUCAACUCCAUCAUGAAGUGUGACGUGGACAUCCGCAAAGACCUGUACGCCAACACAGUGCUGUCUGGUGGCACCACCAUGUACCCUGGCAUUGCCGACAGGAUGCAGAAGGAGAUCACUGCCCUGGCACCCAGCACGAUGAAGAUCAAGAUCAUUGCUCCUCCUGAGCGCAAGUACUCGGUGUGGAUCGGCGGCUCCAUCCUGGCCUCGCUGUCCACCUUCCAGCAGAUGUGGAUCAGCAAGCAGGAGUAUGACGAGUCCGGCCCCUCCAUCGUCCACCGCAAAUGCUUCUAGGCGGACUGUGACUUAGUUGCGUUACACCCUUUCUUGACAAAACCUAACUUGCGCAGAAAACAAGAUGAGAUUGGCAUGGCUUUAUUUGUUUUUUUUGUUUUGUUUUGGUUUUUUUUUUUGGCUUGACUCAGGAUUUAAAAACUGGAACGGUGAAGGUGACAGCAGUCGGUUGGAGCGAGCAUCCCCCAAAGUUCACAAUGUGGCCGAGGACUUUGAUUGCACAUUGUUCUUUUUUUAAUAGUCAUUCCAAAUAUCAUGAGAUGCAUUGUUACAGGAAGUCCCUUGCCAUCCUAAAAGCCACCCCACUUCUCUCUAAGGAGAAUGGCCCAGUCCUCUCCCGAGUCCACACAGGGGAGGUGAUAGCAUUGCUUUCGUGUAAAUUAUGUAAUGCAAAAUUUUUUUAAUCUUCGCCUUAAUACUUUUUUAUUUUGUUUUAUUUUGAAUGAUGAGCCUUCGUGACCCCCCUUCCCCCUUUUUUGUCCCCCAACUUGAGAUGUAUGAAGGCUUUUGGUCUCCCUGGGAGUGGGUGGAGGCAGCCAGGGCUUACCUGUACACUGACUUGAGACCAGUUGAAUAAAAGUGCACACCUUAAAAA